AUGGAGGCGGUGUGGCAGCCUCAAAGGCGUGGGCCGAGCUCGAAAUUGUUGAACAGUGAGCUGACUGCCAUCCAAACAUGCACAAAUAUCACCACAUUCGCUACCGCCGCCGCUUUCGCUGCCGCCGCCGCCGCCGCUUUCGCCGCCGCCACCGCCGCUUUCGCCGCCGCCGCCCCUUUCGCCGCCGCCGCCGCCGCUUUCGCCGCCGCCACCGCCGCUUUCGUCGCCGCCGCCGCCGCUUUCGCCGCCGCCGCCGCCGCUUUCGCCGCCGCCGCCGCCGCUUUCGCCGGCGCCGCCGCCGCUUUCGCCGCCGCCGCCGCCGCUUUCGCCGCCGCCGCUUUCGCCGCCGCCGCCGCCGCUUUCGCUGCCGCCGCCGCCGCCGCUUUCACUGCCGCUGCCGCCGCCGCUUUCGCUGCCGCCGCCGCCGCCGCUUUCGCUGCCGCCGCCGCCGCCGCUUUCGCUGCCGCCGCCGCCGCCGCUUUCGCUGCCGCCGCCGCUUUCGCCGCCGCCGCUUUCGCCGCCGCCGCCGCCGCUUCCGACGCCGCCGCCGCCACGUGCGCUGCCGCCACCGCCGCCACUUUCGCUGCCGCCGCCGCCGACACUUUCGCUGCCGCCGCCGCCGCCGCUUUCACCGCCGCUGCCGCCGCUUUCGCCGCCGCCGCCGCCGCCGUCGCUUUCGCCGCCGCCGCCGCCGCCGCCGCUUUCGCCGCCGCCGCCGCCGCUUUCGCCGCCGCCGCCACUUUCGCCGCCGUCGCCGCCGCUUUCGCCGCCGCCACCGCCGCUUUCGCCGCCGCCGCCGCCGCCGCUUUCGCCGCCGCCGCCGCCGCCGCCGCCGCUUUCGCCGCCGCCACCGCUUUCGCUGCCGCCGCCGCCGCCGCUUUCGCUGCCGCCGCCGCCGCCGCUUUCGCUGCCGCCGCCGCUUUCGCCGCCGCCGCUUUCGCCGCCGCCGCUUUCGCCGUCGCCACUUUCGCCGCCACCGCCGCUUUCCCUGCCGCCGCCGCUUUCGAUGCAGCCGCCGCCGCUUUCGCUGCCGCCGCCGCCGCCGCUGCCGCUUUCGCUGCCGCCGCCGACGCCGCUUUCGCCGCCGCCGCUGCUGCCGCUUUCGCCGCCGCCGCCGCUUCCGACGCCGCCGCCACUUUCGCCGCCACCGCCACUUUCCCUGCCGCCGCCGCUUUCGCUGCCGCCGCCGCCGCCGCUUUCGCUGCCACCGCCACCGCCGCUUUCGCUGCCACCGCCGCUUUCGCCGCCGCUGCCGCCGCUGCCGCCGCUGCCGCCGCCGCCGCCGCUGCCGCCGCCGCCGCCGCCGCCGCCGCCGCCACCGCCGCCGCUGCCGCCGCCGCCACUGCCGCCGCCGCCGCCGCCGCUUUCGCUGCCGCCGCCGCUGCCGCUGCCGCCGCCGCUUUCGCUGCCGCUGCCGCCGCUUUCGCUGCCGCCGCCGCCGCCGCUUUCGCUGCCGCCGCCGCCGCCGCUUUCGCUGCCGCCGCCGCUUUCGCUGCCGCCGCCGCUUUCGCCGCCGCCGCUUUCGCCGCCGCCGCCGCCGCUUCCGACGCCGCCGCCACCACUUUCGCUGCCGCCGCCGCCACUUUCGCUGCCGCCGCCGCCGCCUCUUUCGCUGCCGCCGCCGCCGCCGCUUUCGCCGCCGCCGCUGCCGCCGCCGCCGCCGCCGCCGCUGCCGCCGCCGCCGCCGCCGCUGCCGCCGCCGCCACUGCCGCCGCCGCCGCCGCCGCUUUCGCUGCCGCCGCCGCUGCUGCUGCCGCCACCGCUUUCGCUGACGCCGCCGCCGCUUUCGCCUCCGCCGCUUUCGCCGCCGCCGCUUUCGCCGCCGCCGCCGCUUUCGCCGCCGCCGCCGCUUUCGCCGCCGCCGCCGCUUUCGAUGCCGCCGCCGCCGCUUUCGCUGCCGCCGCCGCCGCCGCUGCCGCUUUCGCUGCCGCCGCCGACGCCGCUUUCGCCGCCGCCGCUGCUGCCGCUUUCGCCGCCGCCGCCGCUUCCGACGCCGCCGCCACUUUCGCCGCCACCGCCACUUUCCCUGCCGCCGCCGCUUUCGCUGCCGCCGCCGCCACCGCUUUCGCUGCCGCCGCCGCCGCCGCUUUCGCUGCCGCCGCCGCCGCCGCUUUCGCUGCCACCGCCGCUUUCGCCGCCGCCGCUUUCGCCGCCGCCGCUUUCGCCGUCGCCACUUUCGCCGCCACCGCCGCUUUCCCUGCCGCCGCCGCUUUCGAUGCCGCCGCCGCCGCUUUCGCUGCCGCCGCCGCCGCCGCUGCCGCUUUCGCUGCCGCCGCCGACGCCGCUUUCGCCGCCGCCGCUGCUGCCGCUUUCGCCGCCGCCGCCGUUUCCGACGCCGCCGCCACUUUCGCCGCCACCGCCACUUUCCCUGCCGCCGCCGCUUUCGCUGCCGCCGCCGCCGCCGCUUUCGCUGCCACCGCCACCGCCACCGCCGCUUUCGCUGCCACCGCCGCUUUCGCCGCCGCUGCCGCCGCUGCCGCCGCCGCCGCCGCUGCCGCCGCCGCCGCCGCCGCCGCCGCCGCCGCCGCCACCGCCGCCGCUGCCGCCGCCGCCACUGCCGCCGCCGCCGCCGCCGCUUUCGCUGCCGCCGCCGCUGCCGCUGCCGCCGCCGCCGCCGCCGCUGCCGCCGCCGCCGCCGCCGCCGCUGCCGCCGCCGCCGCCGCCGCUGCCGCCGCCGCCGCCACUGCCGCCGCCGCCGACGCCGCUUUCGCUGCCGCCGCCGCUGCUGCUGCCGCCACCGCUUUCGCUGACGCCGCCGCCGCUUUCGCCUCCGCCGCUUUCGCCGCCGCCGCUUUCGCCGCCGCCGCCGCUUUCGCCGCCGCCGCCGCUUUCGCCGCCGCCGCCGCUUUCGCCGCCGCCGCCGCUUUCGCCGCCGCCGCCGCUUUCGCCGCCGCCGCCGCUUUCGCCGCCGCCGCCGCUUUCGCCGCCGCCGCCGCUUUCGCCGCCGUCGCCGCCGCUUUCGCCGCCGCCACCGCCGCUUUCGCCGCCGCCGCCGCCGCCGCUUUCGCCGCCGCCGCCGCCGCUUUCGCCGCCGCUUUCGCUGCCGCCGCCGCCACCGCUUUCGCUGCCGCCGCCGCCGCCGCUUUCGCUGCCGCCGCCGCUUUCGCCGCCGCCGCUUUCGCCGCCGCCGCUUUCGCCGCCGCCACUUUCGCCGCCACCGCCGCUUUCCCUGCCGCCGCCGCUUUCGAUGCCGCCGCCGCCGCUUUCGCUGCCGCCGCCACCGCCGCUGCCGCUUUCGCUGUCGCCGCCGCCGCCGCUUUCGCCGCCGCCGCUGCUGCCGCUUUCGCCGCCGCCGCCGCCGCUUCCGACGCCGCCGCCACUUUCGCCGCCACCGCCACUUUCCCUGCCGCCGCCGCUUUCGCUGCCGCCGCCGCCGCUUUCGCCGCCACCGCUUUCGCUGCCGCCGCCGACGCCGCUUUCGCUGCCGCCGCCGCCGCCGCUUUCGCUGCCGCCGCCGCCGCCGCUUUCGCUGCCGUCGCCGCUUUCGCCGCCGCCGCCGCCGCUUCCGACGCCGCCGCCGCCACUUUCGCUGCCGCCGCAGCCGCCACUUUCGCUGCCGCCGCCGCCGCCGCCGCCGCCUCUUUCGCUGCCGCCGCCGCCGCUUUCGCCGCCGCCCCCGCUUUCGCCGCCGCCGCGGCUUUCGCCGCCGCCGCCGCUUUCGCCGCCGCCGCCGCUUUCGCCGCCGCCGCCGCUUUCGCCGCCGCCGCCGCAGCCGCUUUCGCCGCCGCCACCACAGCCGCUUUCGCCGCCGCCGCCGCAGCCGCUUUCGCCGCCGCCACCGCAGCCGCCGCCACCGCAGCCGCUUUCGCCGCCGCCGCUUUCGCCGCCGCCGCUUUCGCCGCCGCCGCUUUCGCCGCCGCCGCUUUCGCCGCCGCCGCUUUCGCCGCCGCUUUCGCCGCCGCCGCCGUUUUCGCCGCCGCCACCGCCGCCGCUUUCGCCGCCGCCGCUUUCGCAGCCGCCGCCGCUUUCGCCGCCGCCGCCGCUUUCGCCGCCGCCGCUUUCGCCGCCGCCACCACUUUCUCCGCCGCCGCCGCUUUCUCCGCCGCCGCCGCCGCCGCUUUCCUUGAGAUAUUACAAACUUCAGUCGUUUGA
Schistocerca piceifrons (Central American locust) is the source of this 4092-nucleotide messenger RNA. RefSeq names its product ice-structuring glycoprotein-like. Lineage: Eukaryota; Metazoa; Arthropoda; Insecta; Orthoptera; Acrididae. Gene Ontology annotation, molecular function: heme binding; iron ion binding; electron transfer activity. The record is from RefSeq and is a predicted model, not a curated record.